Mycotypha africana is the source of this 510-nucleotide messenger RNA. RefSeq lists its product as uncharacterized. The transcript has 5 exons. The record is from RefSeq and is a predicted model, not a curated record. The coding region runs from base 1 to 510 and encodes 169 amino acids. NCBI's taxonomy places the organism in Eukaryota, Fungi, Mucoromycota, Mucoromycetes, Mucorales, Mycotyphaceae.
AUGAACGACGGUCGAUACAAAUAUAAUGCUGCUGGAACACUCAUCGUCAAUAAUUUUUUCUUCCUGUCGUCAGGCUAUGGUUCGAAUGACGCUGGUAAAAUAAGUUUUGACCAUCACAAAGCGAUGUUUGGAAUAUUGGCAAUGAUAAGAACAGUGGCGCAGUUAUACGACAAAGCCUCAUUCAACACUUUCACAAAAUUGAAGAUCCAUUUUCUGCAUGCCCAUGGCAAUUCAAUCAGGCAUUGGUCAAUGUCAACUCAAGCACCCAGCCUAUAUAUCAUGACCAAAGAGCAGAAAGUGAUUGUUCCUGUCAGUUUUUUUGAAAAAGAUAUUACAAUUCUGCCGUUUAUCUGCUUCUUCAAAACACUUGCUAAUCAAAGGACCAAAAGACCUCAAAAACUUUCCAAUAUUAUAAAUCCAAUGAUAAUUCGUUUAAAUGAAGGAAAGCAUGCAAGUAUUGUAGCAGAGCAUGGUCCCAUGAGCGUACCCAGCAGCCCAAUUCACAUUUAA